GGUUGCCUUCCAUUUGCUGCUUUGAAUGGAAAGGACGGCGAGGCGAUUCUUUGAAGUAGAUCCUGAGUUUUUUCACGGCUUGCGAGAUAUACAUUUGGGAUUGGCAGGCGAAGAGUUACUUCAGACUCACCCCGCGUCUUUUGCAUUGAAGGAAGUUUUAUUUGCACGGAAGGAAAGCAGAUGCGAGCCAAACCGGGAGUCUACUCUCUGAGUUGAGCUGGCAGUCCAAAGGCGCUGUUAAAGGGACGCGCCUGUGUGGCUAUAUAAGAAUUUUCCAACGAAACGAAGGAGAGCGAGAUACUGCGCUGGCUUUUCGGCAAGAUGUGGAGUAGGAGGUGACAUGGCGAAAUGGCUACCCGAGUGAGGUUCUGCUGCUUAUUGCCCCACUCCUUGCAGCAGAGGCUUUCUUACGCUGAGCCUGCAUUGUACCUAAUAUUUGAGAAAGAAAGUUGGAGAAAUAUCACUGAAACCUUGGGAGAAUAUUGUACAGAAAAGAAAAACAGUGGUGGGCUUUCCUUUUGUAAAAUAAACUUAACUGCUUGGCAGCAGUUUUUCUCACUGAUUCCAUCUUAACAGAGCUUCCUUAAGGUACUUCUCUCCUGCUUCCAUCACAGUUGGACAAUUUGCUUGCUCACAGUGCACCUUACCCAGCAAUCAAGAUGAUGCAGAUCUGUGACUCUUACAGCCAAAAACAUUCCCUCUUCAAUGCAAUGAACCGCUUUAUUGGAGCUGUUAACAACAUGGACCAAACAGUGAUGGUGCCCAGUCUUCUUCGGGAUGUGCCUCUCAUGCUGGAUGAACUGGAUUCAGGGGGUGGUUGUGGAGAAAGGGAGCCCCAGUUGACCCCCAAUGGCAGUACUUACUGUUCUUGCAGAGAUAUGUAUAGUCACUAUAUGUUGCUCAAAUCCAUUCGCAAUGACAUUGAAUGGGGUGUAUUGCAGCAGGCAAAUGAGGAAACCACUGGAAGGAAGAAGGAUAAGCUGAAUGGGAGCUCUGGUGCCAUGGACAUAAGCCGAGGAAUCCCUGAAGAUGAUGAGGUGGAGGAGGAUUUAGAGAAGCAAUUUCAUUAUCACCUGAGUGGGCUUCACACUGUGCUCUCCAAACUUACGCGCAAGGCCAAUGUACUUACCAACCGCUACAAGCAGGAGAUUGGAGUCAACAACUGGGGGCACUGAAUUGGGGAGGGGGAAAGCACUGCCUGCCUGUUCUGGUGACAAGUAAAAAAUAAAAACAAAUGGGGGAAAUAGGUAUUUGGAAAGGGCUAAGGAAGAAUGCAACCAAGAAUAGUGUAUGUGUAAGAGAGAGUGGGAGAUUUAAAAAUUAGAGUACAUCAAGAUCAUUAGUAAGUGUAGAGUACAGUAUAAAUUUUGUGUCUUGGAGAGAAGAAUACAAAGAUAAAGUGAAUACAAGAAUACAAAGAUAAAGUGAAAAUUUUAGAAUUUUACUGUUGACUACUAUAACCUUUUAGGGAAGCGAGGUGAUAAAUUUCUGCCUCAACUAGCAGGCAUAACUAGGCAGCCAAGUAUAAAGUUUCCAGAUUCUGAGGACUCUGAAUGAUGUAUAAUGGCCCUGGCCAAUUACUGAAAGAGUUUGUUGUAAUUCUUGGGAAACUGCACAAGUGCAUGUGAUGGUGGCAAUUGUAGAGAUGAUUGUAUCACUUCUUUCCUGAUUUUGCACUAAUUUUGUAACAUAAGUAUAUAUGUGUGUGGAUGUAUGUAAGAACCUAUGAAUUCUCUGCAUGCUAUAAGAAUUGUAGACAUCUUACUUUUUAUCAACGCACAAAAAUUAUAUUAACACUAGUUAAACAUGUUUUUAAAUAUACAGGGUGAACAGUUAUUGUUCAUCUUUAUAUAAAACACUUAUCUUUCCUUAUUGCAUAGAAUUGGUUAAAAUGAAACUGCAAGUAUGCUACUUAAAUUAUUUUUGCAGUGGAUAGAACCAGUUAAUGUCCACACAUAUUUCACUGGAAAGAUAGGGUCCCAUUAUUGUACAUGUAUUGAAAUUAUUUAAACUUUUUUAUUCAGAUGUGGAAUAUAUUCUAAAAUUAGAUAUAUUGACUAAAGUUGAUGUAUGUUUGUAUACUAUGGCUCCACUUGAAUUAAAUGCUAAUGUUUACAAUACAGGAACUCUAGGUAUUCUUUACAAGAGAAAUUACUCUUUAAAUUGUUUUAAUCAAUUUAUUUAAAUUCAUUGUAGGAGCAGUAUUCUCUGUUCACAGCUCUUAUUCCAUGGAGCAGAUGAUCCAUGGAAUUGCAUUAUAUUCCAAAUUAAUUUAUGUAUAUGCUGACUUUCUUUGAUUAAAUUCAAAGCAAUGCAAAUAGUAUUUCUCAGGGCAUUUUCUAUCCGAGCAUUACAUUUUCAGCCACAAAGUGGCUGUAUUGUGUGUCUUCCACCCAUCCUCUCUUCUGUAUCAGACCACUUCUUAAAAACUCAUUUAUGUCCAAGAAAUUAUCUGUUUAUUGGUGCUGUUGACUUUUUUUUAAGGUAAACACUCAACUCCUGUUUCUUGAUGUAAUAUGAAAGUGGCUUGUCAGUAUCUUAUUUUAAGAUGUUUUUCAAUCUAUCUAAUCAGUCCUACACACUUGAAAUUUAUUCCUGGUUUUCUAUCUGCAUACUAGAUAGAUUCAACCUUACUUAGGUUUUUGAGCACAGGCAAAGUAGGUCAGAUACUGUAAUUUGUAAAUGAAUAUCCAUUUUGUAGUAAAUCAAAACAAGAUUAAAAUUAUUCACCUUCAAGAUAUACAAGAUUAUCUUUCCAUAUAACAUCGUUUUCCAUAUAGUAUAUACUCAAAAUUUGGUUAUUUAAAAAGGUAUCCAUCUUACUAAUACAUAAUCAAAUUUAUAUUGCUAAAAUCAUGCUUGCUAUAAACAUUGUAGGUUUAUCAGAUGUAAUUUAUUUUACAAUCAAUAAAAUUCUUUGAGUUUAAAUUAAGAUUUUGAAUAUUAUCUCUGAAAUAAUUAUAAUACUGAAAGAAUAGGCAUAGUUAUUUUUCCUUCUGUCUAGACUUAUAACCAAUUCAGAGUAAUUAUAUUAAGAUCCUGACUAAUCCUUAAUCAUUUUAUAUCUUCUUUAUACAAUAGGCUUAUUGAUAGGUCCUUUCAAGGCUAUCUUUAAAUUGUGAUUUUUAAAUCAUUCAGUGUUAAAAUGUAGAGAGAUAGAAGAUGCAGUUAUAACUUUUAACUUGUUUAAAAUGCGGUACUAUUCCAUAUGUACUGCCCUGGAUUACAUUAUGGUUCAAUGGCAGCGAAAAGAUAAAGGAUAAAAUCUGCCUAAAACUAAGCAAGAAGUUUUCCCAUCUUUGGGGAAAUUUUUUUUUAAAGAGUAUUUCUAGAUUACUUUAAAAAUAAAAUGGCAUAAAAUGAAAUUCAGAUUUCCUGUAAACAUUUAAAAAAUCUACAGCUAAAAUAAAUUGAAUGAACCACUAAGCCCAUUUGACUUACAGCAGGGGUGUCACGGCAGCAUCAUGUGACCUGUCGGGACUUUUUCCCCCUUUGUUAAACUGGGCAUGGGCUUGGUCAGCACAUGACAAUUCCAGCCCGCAGAUCGCGAGUUUGACAGCCCUGAUUUACAGGAUACUUUCCCACAGAACUAAACAAGGUUUGCAUUCAUUUUGUUAUUUUUUACACUAUUGUAUCCUAGAGCAAACAGAUGAGAGUUUUCAGGAUUCUAAUAUAUAUGUCACUAGCAUCAGAAUACUGUUGUCCUGUUUAUGGAGCAUGUGGAAUAAAACAGUUAUGUCAUCAAUCCAAAUCCUUAAAUGUCUUAGACAAAGCUUUUUUAUGCUAAGUAAUAUCUAUUUGGGAUAUUUAUAAAAUUAAUCCCUUUUCAUAGUCCACAAAAGAACCCCAAGCAAACAUGCAUAACGUUGCAUGUAUGCAACAAUAUUAUAAAAUUAAUAAAAUAUAUAACUUAACAGAUUUUUUAAAUAGAAGGACCAUAACUGGUGACAUGAUGGCUUUCCAUGAAAAACAUCCUUGAACCUGCAAUUUUGUACUCAGAUUUUGAGCAGUACUAUUAAACUCAGUGACAUUAUUUUUAAGUUGGCAUGAUCAUGUUACAAGUCUUGCCCUAAAACCCCCCAGCAUUAUUCCAUUCUUUAAAAAACAAAUAAUAUAAGAAAUAGAUUAAUACAUUCUGAAAGUUAAACUUUAAAUAAUUGAGGGGAACUCAUAUUUGCUCUUGUAUUUGAGGCAUCCUUGAAGAAUUGUGCUAUAGGACAGUAAUUCUUUAAAACUACUGCUGAAGUGUAAUCCAUUUUAAUUUUUCUAUGAUACCCUGGCCAUUAUGUAAGUAUUUUUACUGGUCAUUAUUUUGUGAUACAUUGCAUUGGACAAAACUCCAUUAAAUAUUCCAAGUACUGGUAAAAUGGUAGUUCAUAACCAUUCCUUACCCAAGAUAAGCUGUUCCCAUAGGGGAAACUCCAAUAUAGGAGUAAGUUAUGAAUGUGCUUUAUUAUAUAUGUAGUACAUUAUAGCAACAUAUGAAACGCCUUAUGACAAAAUCUUGUCUAUUUUGGUUGUUUAUGGCUUUUAACAUGUCACAAACAAGUUUGAUAUGCCACUAAUAUAAAAUAUAGCGUGUGUGAUAUCAUCACUGGGCUAUGCUAGGUCUCUGUCUCAAAUUACCCUCCUUGAAAAAUAUUAAAGAUGUGUAGGCUGAGACAACUUCACAAUUUCAGUUCCAGGUCUUGGAAUUAUUUUUUUAAUCUGCAUAUAAAAAUAACAGCAUUAAUUGAAGUCAGGUAACCAUUUCAAAACAAACUACCAAUCCCUAUUCACUAUCAUAAGGGUAAGUACAGCUGGAUUUUUAAUUAACCAUGCAUAUAUAAGCAUUCCUAAUCUGUGAAUCUGGCAUAUAUAGAAGGCCGCCUGAAUGUUCUCUGAUUUGAUUGAAGAGUCUUACAUGUUUCUGCUGCUAAAUUACUUUCAUUUGUAACACACUUCAACCUAUUUCCCUGGCUGCUAAUCUGAUAAUAAUGAUGUUAUCCAAAUAAACUGUUUCUCUGUCA
This is a messenger RNA of Ahaetulla prasina, 5009 nucleotides long. It is a transcript of the gene MID1IP1, whose product is annotated as MID1 interacting protein 1. The record is from RefSeq and is a predicted model, not a curated record. The transcript is spliced from 2 exons. Gene Ontology annotation, cellular component: cytosol. The coding region runs from base 660 to 1175 and encodes 171 amino acids. NCBI's taxonomy places the organism in Eukaryota, Metazoa, Chordata, Lepidosauria, Squamata, Colubridae. Gene Ontology annotation, biological process: regulation of lipid biosynthetic process.